AUGCUUAUUAUAAUUUUUACAGACGCGGAUGUCUGUUACAAUGGUACAUGUGUGAACAAUAUUUGUGUUGCUUUACCGAGCACCACAACGGUGUCAGAAAGUGAAACAGAUAUUUCUAAGACGGCAGAACUUGAAACAAAUAAAAUUACAAUUCCUGGUAAAAUUGUGCAUGAUGACGUGAUUGUUGGAAAGGAUAAUGUUGCUUCAAAUUUGACGACGAAAAAGUCGAAAGGUGCUGAAACACUUGCUACAACGAAUGAAUUCGCAACGUCUGAACUUUAUAAACCAGCAAAAACAACGAUUGAUUCGGCUAAAGAAAAAAUUGUGAAGGAUGCUACAACUUCUUUUGUAUCUAAUCAAGGAUCAAUUACAACAUCUAUGCCAACUAAACCAGAGGAAUUCACAAAGUCUGACCCCAAUAAACUAACAAAUCCUUCAUUAAUAGAUGAUGGUAAAGAAACUAAAUCAACGGACUUACCUACAACAACAAAAAUGCCAUCAAAAACAAAAAAUAAAAAACUAAAAAAACAUUCACUAAUUACAAAAAAACAAAAAAAGACUCCAUCCAUAGCUAAUAAAAAAUCGCUUACAACUCCCAAACCAACCAUCCCAACAACUCCUCCUUUAGCUGACAAACCCCUCCAAAAUUCUGAAGAUGGUCCUUCCAACCUGAAAUUUAGUCUAAAUCUAAACAAUCAAAUGAAGGAUUUUUUGAUGAUUAUAAUUGGCCCUCAGAAGAGAGAAGAAGUUAAUGGGAAAAAAUAA
Meloidogyne enterolobii is the source of this 765-nucleotide messenger RNA. Lineage: Eukaryota; Metazoa; Nematoda; Chromadorea; Rhabditida; Meloidogynidae. The record is from the annotation of a GenBank genome assembly.